Paramecium sonneborni is the source of this 1784-nucleotide messenger RNA. NCBI's taxonomy places the organism in Eukaryota, Ciliophora, Oligohymenophorea, Peniculida, Parameciidae. The record is from the annotation of a GenBank genome assembly.
AUGAAUCACUAAGAUAAUACAUUCAAGGGAGUUUUGAAAUAAUAACUGAUUGUUGAUUCUGAAAGUGGUCCUUACAAAACAAUUUAAGAAGCUAUUGAUAAAGCUGAAGCUAAUACUGUUAUAAAAAUAGCUCCAGGACUUUAUUCUUCAAAUAUAAUAAUAAAUAAACCGGGCCUUCGUUUAGAGCCCAAAGAAAAAGUUGGAGAUAUAAUAAUAGUUGUAUCCUCAAAAUCUACGAUAUUUGUGGAUUUAAAAAAAGAUGAGCGUUGCACUUUGAUUGGAUUAAAAAUGUCUCAUAGUGGCACAAGCGAAGAAGUAGAAGAAUUAGAGAAACUGAUAGAAGAAUAAGAAAUUGCAAAAAAUCUAUUCGGUAAUCAUGAAGAUGGAGCAGCUGGAUUGGAAUCAAAUCCAGAUGAAGAUUUUGUUAGUAAAGUACCUAUUGAACCUAAUAUGAAUUGUGUUUUGUUACUAAAUGGUGGUAAAUUGUUUAUGGAAGACUGCCUGAUUGCUUUAAAGUAAAUAAUUAAUUUAAAGAUAUAGUUUUAUAGUAAAAUCUUUCAAAGGUAUUUUACCAGGAAUAGCAAUAAAUAAUGGAGCUGAAGCUUUGUUUAUUAGAUGUGAAAUAAAAGGAACUUCAUCUAAAAAUUAAGAUGCUAAGACAAUAGGUAUUUUACUAAAGUUGGGAGAUCUUAUAAUAAAAGAUAGUAAGAUUCAUAAUCAUACAUACGGAGGAAUUCUAAUCCAAUAAGCACCAACAAAUAAAAAUGUUAGAAUUAUGAAUAGCAAAAUAAUUUAGAAUAAAAAAGUAGGUAUUCAUGUUGUAGGUGCAGAUGCUGUUCCUUAAAUAGAAUAAUGUAGAAUUGAAAAUAAUGAGGGUCCAGGUAUAAAAGUAGGUAUAGGUAAUAAAGCAAAGAUUUUUGGGAAUGAAAUUAAAACAAAUGUUAUUGGAAUAGAAGUAUUAUCUGCUGAUCCUUAAAUUUUUAAUAAUAAAAUAGACAAAAAUUUUACAGAUGGUGUAUUGACUAAAGUAUUUGAACAAUUAAGAUGUGAUGGUAAAAUUAAAUCAAAUUAAACUAUUUCUGGAAAUAAAGAAAAUGGAAUUCAUUGUACAGGCCAAAAUAAUUUUACAAGAAUAGAAUCAAAUACAUUUAUAGGUUAUAAUAAGAAGGCAGGAAUUAAAGCAGAUACAGAAUCACGUAUAUCAAUAUUCAAAAAUAAAAUUUCAAAAAAUUUAGGUUAAGGAGUUUUGUUAGUUGAAACUUCAUCAGCAGUAAUUGAAAAAAAUGAAAUUACUGAUAAUAUCAAAGCUAAUGUGGCUUUAGGAGGAGCAAAUUCAGUAGAUACAUUUAUUGUAGAAAACAAAAUAUUAGGUGGCAGAUGUGAAGGUAUUUUUUUAAUAGAAUGUGGUAGAUGUUGGAUAUUUAGAAAUAAUAUUGCAGAAAAUGUAAAUAUUAUUAAUAUUUAUAUAGAAUGAUGGAAUUGUAUGUAUUACAGCUGUUCCUGUAAUAAGAAGUAAUAAUAUAUAGAAGAAUAAAAGUAAUGGAAUCAUGAUACUAAAAGAUAGUAGACCUGAAAUUCUUGAAAAUAAUAUUAAUGAUAAUGAUGGAAUAGGAUUAUUUAUUAGAGAUAAAAGUCAUGGAAAAAUAGUAAAUAAUGUGAUUAAAUCUAAUGAAAUUGAGUUAGUUGUUGAAAGAAGAAACCCAUCGUUAGAAUCAAUAGUAUAAGAAAACAAAGUAAAUGGAGAUAUUAGAAUUCCUUAAAAUUACGAUUGCAUAAUAUAAUGA